AUGGGUGAAUCAAGGACUGAGUUGCUUGCUUGGUUGAAUGACCUCUUGCAAUUGAACUAUACCAAGGUUGAACAGGCCGGCACUGGUGGCGCCUAUUGUCAGAUUAUGGACUCCAUCUAUGGCGAUGUCCAUAUGAGCAAGGUCAAGUUUGAUACCAAACACGAAUACGAAUACGUUGGCAACUACAAGGUGCUUCAACACACGUUCAACAAGCACAAGAUCGACAAGGUUGUACCUGUAGACAAGUUGAUGAAGUGCAAGUUCCAAGACAAUCUCGAAUUCAUGCAAUGGAUCAAGCGUUAUUGGGAUCAAAAUUUUGCUGGUGGUGCUUAUGAUGCUAUUGGUCGUCGUAAGGGUGGUGGUGGCGCUCGAUCAGCUGGUGGUAUGCGUGCCGCUGGUGCAUCUGCUGGUGUGCGACGGACGGCUGCUGCUGGAGGAGUUCGUAGCACAAGUCGUACUACAGGACGUGUAUCUGCCAACAGCGCAAGCGCUGGUGCUAUGGACAACCACUCCCAAUCCGUUAUUAUCGAGCUCAACAAGCAAAUCUCGGAACUCAAGAUGACCGUGGAUGGCCUUGAAAAGGAACGGGACUUUUAUUUUGGCAAGUUGCGAGAUAUUGAGAUUCUUGUACAAGAAGAGCUCGAUGCUGCCGAACAGCACCCUGAGGAGCAUGUCGAGUUGCCGAUUAUGAAGGAUAUUCAAACGAUUCUUUACAGCACUGAGGAGGGCUUUGAAGUACCCCCAGAGGACGACAUACCCGGUGGUCACCAUGAUGAAUACGAUGAUGAGACCUUUUAA
Molecule: messenger RNA, 798 nt
Organism: Lichtheimia ornata
Lineage: Eukaryota; Fungi; Mucoromycota; Mucoromycetes; Mucorales; Lichtheimiaceae
Exons: 7
Coding region: 1-798 (265 amino acids)
Biological process (GO): spindle assembly; regulation of microtubule polymerization or depolymerization; protein localization to microtubule plus-end
Cellular component (GO): microtubule plus-end; spindle midzone; cytoplasmic microtubule
Molecular function (GO): microtubule plus-end binding
Source: RefSeq, a predicted model, not a curated record